AGUCCUCAUUCUAAUCUACAUACCUAUUUAAUGUGGUCAACCACGAAAGCAUCGUGUGGGAUCGAUGGAUCCCGUUAAUUUUCGCGUUUAAUUUCAGUUCCGGCAAGAAAAUAGAAAAUAUCUGUUGCAGAUUGAAUGUAAAUAAGCAAGUGCAAGGUUAAGAAAAGAUGGAAGUGACUUCUUUGAAUUUUCAAGAAGUCCUUGCGGAAUUGAAUGAAGCCAUAGAAAAUGCAACGUUCCUUAGUAUCGAUGGUGAAUUCACAGGACUUAAUUCAGGACCUGAUGCUGGUGCCUUUGACACCCCCGCUCAAUAUUAUGCAAAAUUGAGAUCAGGAUCAAUGGACUUUCUUCUUGUACAAUUUGGCCUUUCUGUAUUUACACUUAAUACAGAAACUCAAAAAUAUAGUCAACGAUCAUACAAUAUUUAUAUUUUUCCACGUCCCUUAAAUCGCUCGGCUACGGAUUGCAGAUUUAUGUGUCAAACAUCCUGUAUGUCAUUUCUGGCAUCGCAAGGAUUUGAUUUCAAUAAACUUUUCAAAUUUGGUAUUCCUUAUUUAACCGCAAAUGAAGAAGAAAGAUUAGUCAAACGAUUGGAGGAGAAGCAAAAAGUAAGAGAGGAGACAGUAGGAGUAGAAUUAUUGCCUAUUUUGGACGUUGACAGGCCUCAGAUUGAAGAGAUUUGUAGAAAGAUAGAUGAAUUUAUCACUUCUGAAGAAGAAGAACUAGUAAUCGAUAAAUGUAAUGCUUUCAUCAGACGACUCAUUUAUCAGGAAGCAAAGUUGAGGUGGCCAAAUAAAUUGAGAAUUGAAAGUAAAUUGGAGAAUUUUGCAUGUAGUCUUGUUGUACAAAGAUCAGGAACCAAGGAAGAAGAAGAACAAAAGGAUGUUGAAAAAAGAGAGAAAGAAAGAACAGAAAUUCAACAGGCAGUUGGAUUGAGUAUGCUCAUGAGAAAAAUUGCAGAUUCUGGAAAAUUAAUAGUUGGUCAUAAUAUGUUACUAGAUCUCUGUCAUAUAGUACAUCAAUUUUUUGGACAUUUACCAGAAUCAUAUUUGGAAUUUAAGUCUCUUGUUCAUAGCUUAUUUCCAAGACUUUUAGAUACAAAAAUAAUUUGCCAUUCGCAACAAUUCAAGGAAACUGUACCAUCGUCGAAUUUAAGUGUGUUGCUAGAAACAGUUAGUAAAUCACCGUUUAAAAUUACAGAAGUGGAAUCUGUCGAGGGUAGAAGUUAUUCUACAUUGGCAGAUAAAUGUCACGAGGCUGGUUAUGAUGCAUAUAUAACUGGAAUAUGUUUCAUUGCAUUGUCUAAUUAUCUUGGUUCCUUACAAAACCCCGAAGUGCCGAUAGUUUUGUCGGAUUCACCGCUACUCAAUCCUUUCCUAAAUAGACUUCUUAUAGCAAGAUUGAAAGAUAUCCCAUAUAUAAACUUAGUUGGAGAAGAUCCUAAUCCAAAUAGAGAUCAUAUAUUUCAUAUGACAUUCCCAAAAGAAUGGAAGUUUAACGAUAUAAAUCAAUUGUUUAGUCCAUUUGGAGGAGUACAAGUAUCUUGGUUAAACGACACGUCUGCGUACAUAGGAUUACAUCGUAGAGAUCAAGUUAACGCAGUAAUGAAAUCUCUAGGUAAAACGAAUACCUACAAGAUACAAAAGUACGCUGAUUACCAAGCUUCUUUAGGGAUAGCCGUCCGUUCAGGAGAUCGUAAACGAAAAUUAUCCUCAUCCGAGGCGGUUUCGACGAAAAAGGGGGAAAACUCGGUGCCAACGAACGGCGUGAAGUCUACUAAGGACGACGAUGGCUGGGAAGUAGCCACAGGGAAACGGCGUCGGAAGCGAAAGGACCAUAUAGAUGCUGCACAAAAAACGAAGCCGGCAUUGUUUCCUCAAGCUGACUGGGAGUAGCAUUAUUCAAAAGAGCCAAGUCUCAGAUUUUAACAUAUCGUCCGCUGGAGUGGCGGUGAAUAAAGUUGAGAAAUGCUGAAACAAAUUGACGAUAUUUUAUUGUAUCAUUUCUUAUUUUGUAAUGCCAUCGAUGAAUCAAAUCACGCAGCAUAUUUCUUUUUUACUCACUUAAAAGCACGAAAUCAUUUAAUAAAAAAAAAUUAACUGUAGAAGUUGAUUUUCUCGUUUCAUUUAAUUUCUAGAUUAAAAUGGUAAAGCUUGAUAUCCAGAAUCAAACAUUAACGCUAUUUUUUCUUCACGUUGUUUUGAACGUUGUGAAAUAUAUUUCUGAUAAAAUGUGAAUUAUGUAGGUGACAAUCAAACUUUUUCACUGAAUACAAAUAUAUUACGACCUGUGAAUUACAUGCGUAGCCGAAUGUGCAUUCAAUUCAUAUUGGAACUGCUUUAUAUUGUUAAGUAUAUAGUUCUCGAAUAGAUAUACAAGUUUAACGAAUUAUUUUUCGUAUAACAGCAGACUGUGUAGUCUAUUAUCAAUGCGUCAUAAUAAGUGAAUUGAUACACUG
Messenger RNA from Frieseomelitta varia, 2458 nucleotides. RefSeq names its product poly(A)-specific ribonuclease PARN-like. NCBI's taxonomy places the organism in Eukaryota, Metazoa, Arthropoda, Insecta, Hymenoptera, Apidae. Gene Ontology annotation, cellular component: nucleus; cytoplasm. Bases 168 to 1895 code for a protein of 575 amino acids. The transcript has 12 exons. Gene Ontology annotation, molecular function: poly(A)-specific ribonuclease activity; metal ion binding; RNA binding. The record is from RefSeq and is a predicted model, not a curated record. Gene Ontology annotation, biological process: nuclear-transcribed mRNA poly(A) tail shortening.